Molecule: messenger RNA, 2084 nt
Organism: Otolemur garnettii (small-eared galago)
Lineage: Eukaryota; Metazoa; Chordata; Mammalia; Primates; Galagidae
Gene: SCD
Product: stearoyl-CoA desaturase
Exons: 6
Coding region: 402-1481 (359 amino acids)
Biological process (GO): unsaturated fatty acid biosynthetic process; response to fatty acid
Cellular component (GO): endoplasmic reticulum membrane
Molecular function (GO): stearoyl-CoA 9-desaturase activity; palmitoyl-CoA 9-desaturase activity; iron ion binding
Source: RefSeq, a predicted model, not a curated record
AGCGGCGGCGUGGUGUUGGUGUCCGCAGCAUCCCGGCUCCCGGGCUCUGGUCGCUGCACGCCUAGGAUUUCUGUCUCCUCCCUUCUUCCGCCCUCACCUCCGCGAGGGGCUGCCUAGACCAGUCAACUGUGCACUUUGCCCCUUGUUGGCAGCGGAUAAAAGGUGUCUGAGGAAAUACGGAACACGGUCACCCACUGCCAGCUCAAGCCUUUAAAUCCCCAGCUCCGGGAGAUCCACGCACAGCGGGUCGGGCCCGAACACCCAGCACCGUGCACGGCGCAGAGCCACGGAUCGCUGCGCACUAGCGGGCUCCGGGGCAGAAGUCCACCCGUCCCCGCUGUCCCAAACUCCACUCGGCAGCCUCCGUCGCGAGAAAGUGACCCCGGCAUCCGAGAGCCAAGAUGCCGGCCCACUUGCUGCAAGAGGAGAUCUCUAGCUCCUACACCACCACCACCACCAUCACAACGCCUCCCUCCAGGGUCCUGCAGAAUGGAGGGGGCAAGUUGGAGAAGACGCCCCUCUACUUGGAAGAAGACAUCCGCCCUGAAAUGAAAGAUGAUAUACAUGACCCGACCUACCAGGAUGAGGAGGGUCCAAAACCCAAGCUUCAGUAUGUCUGGAGAAACAUCAUCCUUAUGGGUCUCUUACACCUGGGAGCCCUGUAUGGGAUCACAUUGAUUCCUUCUUGCAAGUUGUACACCUGGCUCUGGGGGUUGUUCUACUAUUUUGUCAGUGCUCUGGGUAUAACAGCAGGAGCUCAUCGCCUGUGGAGCCACCGAACUUACAAAGCCCGGCUUCCCCUGCGGUUCUUCCUGAUCAUUGCCAACACGAUGGCAUUCCAGAAUGAUGUUUAUGAAUGGGCCCGAGAUCACCGUGCCCACCACAAGUUUUCAGAAACAGAUGCUGAUCCUCAUAAUUCCCGACGUGGCUUUUUCUUCUCUCACGUGGGUUGGCUGCUUGUGCGCAAACACCCAGCUGUCAAAGAGAAGGGUGGUAUGCUGGAUCUGUCUGACCUAAAAGCUGAGAAACUGGUGAUGUUCCAGAGGAGGUACUACAAGCCCGCUGUUGUGUUUAUGUGCUUCAUCCUGCCCACGGUGGUGCCUUGGUAUUUCUGGGGUGAAACAUUUAUGCACAGCCUGUAUGUUGCCACAUUCCUGCGUUAUGCUGUGGUGCUCAAUGCCACCUGGCUGGUGAACAGUGCUGCCCACCUCUACGGAUAUCGCCCUUAUGACAAGAACAUUAACCCCCGAGAAAAUAUCCUGGUUUCCCUGGGAGCUGUGGGUGAGGGCUUCCACAACUACCACCACACCUUUCCCUAUGACUACUCGGCCAGCGAGUACCGUUGGCACAUCAACUUAACUACAUUCUUCAUCGAUUUCAUGGCUCUCCUCGGCCAGGCCUAUGACCGGAAGAAAGUAUCCAAGGCCGCCAUCUUGGCCAGGAUUAAAAGAACUGGAGAUGGAAGCUACAAGAGUGGCUGAGUUUGGGUCUCUCAGGUUCCUUUUCCAAAAGCCAGCUGGGCAGAGGUUUAAUGUGUGUUUAUUAACUACUGAAUAAUGCUAUCAGGAUGCUAAAGAUGAUGAUGUUAACCCAUUCCAGUACAGUAUUCUUUUAAAUGCAAAAGUAUUGAAAGCCAACAACUCUGCCUUUAUGAUGCUAAGCUGAUAUUCUUAUUUCUUCUCUUAUCUUCUCUCUCCUCUAGUCCCCUCUUCCCUUUUGCUUUAUUCCUAUCACCUUCUUUUCUCUUCUCCCUCAUUGCCUCCCAGGCAAGCAGCUGGUCAGUCACUGGUCAGCGUCCAGCUUCAAAAGCUUAGGUAAGUUUUCUGCAGUCUAAAACUAACAGUCUCUGCCUCAGAUGAUUCUCUUUCCUUGAGCUGUUGUGAGCUUCAAGGUCGGUAGCUCAAGCUAGAAACACAACAAACUCUUCUGGGCAAUUCCCUGUUCAUUAUUUUCAGCCCAGGCUUUUGCUAGAUGGAAUGGAAAAGUAACUUCAUUUGGCACAAGGCUUCUAUAGCAGGUGAAUUGUCAAGGGAGAGAGUUAGCAUGCACAGUAUGAUUGAUAAGGAAGGAUGAGGUCAGAGUGG